Molecule: messenger RNA, 2021 nt
Organism: Drosophila willistoni
Lineage: Eukaryota; Metazoa; Arthropoda; Insecta; Diptera; Drosophilidae
Gene: Pdi
Product: protein disulfide-isomerase
Exons: 2
Coding region: 211-1704 (497 amino acids)
Biological process (GO): response to endoplasmic reticulum stress; protein folding
Cellular component (GO): endoplasmic reticulum
Molecular function (GO): protein disulfide isomerase activity
Source: RefSeq, a predicted model, not a curated record
AAGAACCAAGUUAAAGAAAACAAGAAAAAAGCAAAAAAAAUUUCAUUUCGAUUUUAACUGGCGGCGAAAGCAGAACAGAACGCAGUAGAUUAAAUUCGCAAUUAACUUUUUUUUUUGUUGUGUGUGUGUGUCUACUUGGGGAUAUACACCUACAUAAAUUAAGAAAAGGCAUAUAAGCAUUUAGAAUAAAGAAAGUGCUGCCCCCGCGCAAUGAAAUUCCUAAUCUGUGCUCUACUCUUCGCAGCGUCCUACGUGGCGCUUGCCUCCGAGGUGAAAGUUGAAGAAGGUGUCCUGGUGGCAACAGUAGACAACUUCAAACAAGUGAUUGCCGACAACGAAUUUGUGCUGGUUGAAUUCUAUGCCCCAUGGUGCGGACACUGCAAGGCUCUGGCUCCCGAAUAUGCCAAGGCUGCCCAACAGCUCGCCGAGAAGGAAUCCCCCAUUAAGCUGGCCAAGGUCGAUGCUACCGUUGAGGGUGAACUUGCCGAGCAGUAUCAAGUGCGUGGCUAUCCCACAUUGAAAUUCUUCCGUAGUGGUUCCCCCGUGGAGUACAGUGGUGGACGUCAAGCUGCCGAUAUUAUUGCUUGGGUUACCAAGAAGACUGGUCCCCCGGCCAAGGAUCUGACAAGUGUGGCCGAGGCUGAGCAGUUCCUGAAGGAUAAUGAGAUUGCCAUCAUUGGCUUCUUCAAGGAUACCGAAUCGGAGGAGGCCAAGACCUUCACCAAGGCUGCCAAUGCUCUGGAUUCGUUCGUGUUCGGUGUCAGCAGCAAUGCUGAUGUGUUGGCCAAAUACGAGGCUAAGGACAAUGCUGUGAUCUUGUUCAAACCUUUCGAUGAUAAGAAAUCGGUGUUCGAGGGCGAACUUACCGAGGAGAAUGUGAAGAAAUUUGCCCAAGUGCAAUCACUGCCUUUGAUUGUGGACUUUAACCAUGAGUCGGCUGCCAAGAUCUUUGGUGGUUCAAUUAAAUCGCAUUUGCUGUUCUUCGUCUCCAAGGAGGCUGGACACAUUGAGACCCACGUUGAUCCUUUGAAGGAGAUUGCCAAGAAAUACCGCGAUGAUAUUCUAUUUGUGACCAUCUCUUCCGAUGAGGAGGACCACACACGCAUCUUUGAGUUCUUCGGCAUGAACAAGGAGGAAGUGCCCACCAUUCGUCUUAUCAAACUGGAAGAAGAUAUGGCCAAGUACAAGCCUGAAUCCAACGAUCUGUCUGUGGAGACCAUUGAGGCCUUCCUGAAGAAAUUCCUUGAUGGCAACCUGAAACAGCAUCUGCUAUCUCAGGAUUUGCCCGAGGAUUGGGAUAAGCAACCCGUCAAGGUUCUCGUCUCCAGCAACUUCGAGAGUGUCGCUCUGGAUAAGAGCAAAUCGGUGCUGGUUGAAUUCUAUGCCCCAUGGUGCGGCCAUUGCAAGCAGUUGGCUCCCAUCUAUGACCAACUUGCCGAGAAGUACAAGGAUAAUGAAGACAUUGUCAUUGCCAAAAUGGACUCCACUGCCAACGAGCUGGAGAGCAUCAAGAUCUCCUCAUUCCCAACUAUCAAAUACUUCCGCAAGGAUGACAACAAAGUCAUCGACUACAGUUUGGACAGGACUUUGGAUGAUUUCGUCAAGUUCCUCGAUGCCAAUGGUGAGGUUGCCGAUGCCCCUGAAGCUGCCGAGGAGAGCGAAGAGGAGACGGAGGAAGAGGCGCCCAAGAAGGACGAGUUGUAAAUCCAACAAAUAACAACAAACAACUUAAACUUGAAAAAUCCAACAACAAAAUCAGCAACAACAAAACAUAGCAACACACACGUACAUUCUGUAGUUUAUUUUUAAAGAAAUUAUUAAUUUUUCGUUUGGUGGCGAGAAUCUCCUCUUCCAAUCCAGUGAGGAAAGCUGGCCGCCCUACUACUCCAAAUCGAACCUUCUCCAAAAAUAAGAAAAACAAAACAAAAAAAAGCAAAUAAUUUUUCAACGCUCUCUAAAAACAUUUGAUUUGUGAUUGCGUUUAUAUUUAUAUUGAAGAAAUGAAACAAACAAAAACGAAA